UUUUGUUUUUAUCCCUCCGAUUGCUCAGCCACAGUCCUAAUAUUAUUUAUAGGAUUUUCUUUAAAUUUCACAUCUGUGUGGUUGCACGAUCGCUUUAAAAUGCCGAAAAUUGGUUGACGAAGUUCGGCAUAAUAUUCCGGUGACGGUCAACAGAGGGGGAUUUUGAUAUAAAAAGUUAAUAUAUUGUUUGAUUCUCCGUAAAAAAUAUAGACCCAUUUUAACAAAUUAUGAAUCAAAUUUUACAUAACAUGUUUUAGGAAAAUUGAGAAUAAUAACAUUGACAGACAUGGCGACAGAGAUAAGUCAAAGCAAAACAAUCUGCAUUCUGGCUGUUGUAGCAGGAUGUUUCGCCAUUCUAUGGCCAUCUUUAUUUUAUCCAAUGCUAAAAGGAUCAUUUGCACCUCAGACUCACACAGGCUGUUGCAAUGUGCUGUCCAGUACGGACGUGAAUAUAGUUAAAAUAGUAAUGGAUAUAUGUGAUCGUGUAAUUGACACAACGGACAAAAAAACAAAAUUGGAAAAAUGUCGUCACGAUAUUUUCAACACGUGUGCAAUCAAUAUAACUGAUUUAAUCAAUGAAAAUAAGGUUGGCAAAAUUUCGCACAAUAAACAUUUAAUCGACGAAAUAAGAUCUUUGAAUGGAUCUCUAUGUCUAAAAUAUCAUUAUGGAGUUUCCUUGACAAGCUUGGGGGUUACACAUAGACUUAAAGAAAGCGAUCCUUUAAUGAAUAAUAUUCCGCAAGAAAGAACUCCUGUCCAUUUAAGAGCCUCCAAAGCAACAAUGCAUCCAGCAUUAAUGGAAAAAGGACGAGCAAUUCCCCAACCUCAUAUUGGACCUAGACAUAGUAGUCCAACUCCUCACAGUUUCAAACCACCAAUUCCAGGAUCAAGACCGACAAUGGGAGGCAUGGGCGGCACCAGUAAUAAAAUCGCUGGAGGAGAUGGUGGUGGUGCCAUGAAUAUACUAAUGCCAAUGUAUACAAUUGGAAUACUUCUUUUUUUUGUGUAUACUAUGAUGAAGUUGUUGUCAAAAAAAGACGACGUUGAAGAUACUAUUGAUGAUAAAUAUUCUUCACAUUAUCCUUAUGGCAGAGAUAAUAAAUCAAAGCUACAGCCGCAGAAUCUUCCUACAAAAUUAGGGUUCAUUGAAAAGGAUACGAGGGAUUUAGAAAUAGAUGCGCUCCGUCGCAAGCUAGAAGAAACAGAGGCUGCGAUGGAACGCAUUGUUAAGCAAAUGAUAUUGGCGUCUGAGUGCAAUGGGAUGGAUGGGAAUAAGGAGUUUAAAAACGAAAAUAUUGACGAGGGGGAAUGUUUGACAAAUACGUUAUCCAAUGACAACGUCAAUGAUACGAUUACCACUAAAAAGUCUACACAAUCAGAGGAAUCAAAAAGCAUUAAAUCUUUAAACACUUCCGAACCAUACGAUGAAAAUACUACAGAUUCCGAAAUUUCUGUAAAAAAAAUAAUUCAAGUGGUCAAUAUGGAAACAUCUGAAAGUGUUGGUGGUGGUCAUUGUUGGACUCCGACCGAAAAAGAGAAAAUACCUUCUAAAUGUAAAACAGCAUCUAUAGAAGAACCCAUUUCUCUACUCAUUCCUGGUAUGAUUCCUAAGAACUCUCAAGUUUUAAUAAGCGAUGGUCCACUCAAUACUCCCUCAGAAACUGAGGAUCACGAAGCAGUAAUUUCAAGCAAAGUUACAUUAUCAUUAAUACCCGACGACCGAGUAGAGGAGUACCUAACUAGUGAUGAAGCAGAAGAUGAUAAUACUACUUCAACACUAUCAAACAUUAACUAAUAUGGCGAAAAAUGAAAACAUAAACGUAUGAUUUACCUAUAUUUAAUAAUUAUAUGUCGAGUAAAUAAUAUUUUCAAUGUACAUGCACGAUUUUAAAAUAGGUAAUGUUUGGGGAUUUAACGAGAGUAAUAAAUAUGGGAAUAGGAACGUAUAAUAUGAAAGUUUUUAAUUGCACAUUUAUAAUGCACUUAAAUAUUUUGUGGUAGAUUUUAAUAUUAUAACUUUAUGAAUGAGCCAUUAUAAUGAACUUUUCAAUAUAUGUUAAAAAAUAUGUGAUCAGUAUUAUUUCAUGUACCUAGUUUGUCAAUUUAUAAGUAAAUAUUUUCGUUAUUUUUGAAGUACUUUAGACUGAUAAUGUUGCCAAAUGUUUAGCAAAUAUUACUUGAAUUUAUUGUACUUUUUCUGUAAUAAAUAUCUGACGUGUCAAAUCAAAAAAUUUAUGUUCUUUUUUUAGUUUCUAUGCGAAGCAAGGAAUGUUUUGUUUUUACAAUGUGUGUUUUUUAAUUUUUUUUUUGUUUGACGUCAAUUUUAGGACCAGUAAAAGUUGCUGUAACUCAACCUUGAGGGUGGAAUCUGGUAGAAAAUUGGAUCUUGUUGGUACUUUUUAGGGAAGGGGUGAGAGGGGUUGAAAAUUCUUUUUAAAAGUAAAAAUUCUCAGGUUUUACAAAAUGAUUAAAAAAACAAAAAAUAUAUUAGUGGAAAGGGAAAUUUUUAUUCAGUACCAGAUUUCAACUAAAUGAUUUUGUUUUAAGUUAAAAAGUAGAGACUUGAAUUUUUCGACAAAUAUUUACACUAGUAUUUUUUAGCUGUGGUAUAAUUUUCAAAAUAUUUUGGCUCGUUUUGUGCAUAGAUAUUUCAAAUAUUUUAGUAAAUUAAUAUUUUUUUUAUUUAUUUAUCAUGACAAAACUUUUGUUUGAGUAAAUACUAAAUAAGUGAGUAAAUUUAUACAAUGAUUCUCAUCAAUUAUUCUUACCGUGAUUAAUAAAUAUCGAAAAUCAUAAGCACAACUAUUUAUCAUAAGACAUAAAUCGUAAUACGUUUAAUUUUAAAUUAUGAUGAAAUUCUUAAAAAUCGUGAACAUUUUCAAAUUAUUUUAUAGUUGAAAAUAUAUAUAAUUUUUAAUUUUAAUCGCUAAGUCUUGAUAAUAUUGUACAAAAGUUCCCCAUUAAAACGUUAAAAUGUUACCAAAAUUGGACAUUUAAACUAAAAAUAUCGGUUUUAGACGUUUUAGUGAUUAUUUACAAAAUAUUUAUAUUAGUUUUAAGCUAUUCCUACGAUGAGACGUGGUAUAUACACCGUUCUAUCAUGGUAGAUUACUGAGUACAUAGGUACUGACUAAUAAGUUAGGCAAUACAGCUAAUAAUAAUUAAUAUUAUGCGAUUUGUUUCUAUUUUGGGUAAAAUUAGUUACCUUACGUAUUACUUAUAGAAAAAUAAAUUACUUAUAGCAAUAUAAAUGUAUAAUAAAAUAUUCUUAGAGAUAUAGGCCGACAGACCGUCUCCGAUCAGAAUUUUUUUUGUAUGCAAUUAUUUUUAAUUACAAUAAAACACAUUAAUUUCAGUACAAUAAGAGACUUCUCCGUUUUUUUUUUAUUUUGCAUAUUAUGUUUUCCCUAUUUAAUUCAAAUAAUAUAAUUAUAUAGGGGUAAUAUACCAAAACUUUUCUGUAUAUUAUUUGAUUUGUUAAAAGUAAACGUAUUUGUUUAAUUUGUGUCAUAUUAUGUAAAGUAUAAAUAAUAAUUCAGUAUUAUAUAAUUCAAUAUGCCUAGUCAAUAAAUAGUCAUUUUUAAUGAUCAAUGUUGGUUAUCUACUACCAGUACUACCUAUAUGAAAAAUGAAUAUAAUGGAGCAGGAAAUAAAAUAAUAAUGUGGUCAUCUAUUAUCAAUACACCUUUCUUUGAAAUUUAAACCAGUAUCCAGUAAGUACACCAGGUAAAUUAUUUUUUAUUAACUUUCACUAUACAUCAUUAUCUACUGUUAAUUAUUGAAGAUAGUUCCUUCAUCCUUGUUUGAAUUGCAACCGUGGGUAUGAUAUACGUAUGCAAUUACAAAGUUACAAAUAAUAGAAUUCCAUGACUUCCACUUUAGAAGUGGGCACCAACCUACCUAUAUUACAUAUGAACACAGUUCACACGCAUAUAAAGGUAAGUAGGUACCUAAAUACCAUAUUUUCGACAGCUAACCGCGUAUUUUAUACGGAGUUUUGUAUUUUUGUCAAUUGUCACAAUAUUAUUUUCAAAAACAGUUGAAAAUUAUUUUCCAUAGCACUGUCGUUUUCGCGAAAUCACGGUAGCGAAAAAAAGAAAAAAAGGAAAGCGCAGAACAUAAUAACAUGAUAACUGGAUAACGUUUAUAACGAUUGGCGUAGAGGUGGAAAGUUGUUGUCACGGGAGACCGCACAAUAAUGAGCAAGAAAGCGUUUCAGACCUCAUACGUCCUCAGUCCGUAUUGUAUCGCCGCGGCAGUGUGUUCACACGUGCGUGAACUGCAGUUUCAGUACCCGUCAGGCAGGUGCAGUAGUAGUGUGCUGUACCUACCGUGAAAAUAAACGGUCAUUUCUGUCAGAAAAUCCAAACCGAAGUUUCCGUAAAAAGAAUACGACAAUUACAGCUGGCACGACUCCCCGGUCAAAAACAAAAUAAA
Metopolophium dirhodum (rose-grain aphid) is the source of this 4437-nucleotide messenger RNA. RefSeq names its product resistance to inhibitors of cholinesterase protein 3 (gene RIC-3). Gene Ontology annotation, biological process: protein localization to cell surface; synaptic transmission, cholinergic. The coding region runs from base 287 to 1795 and encodes 502 amino acids. Gene Ontology annotation, cellular component: intracellular membrane-bounded organelle; neuronal cell body; neuron projection. Lineage: Eukaryota; Metazoa; Arthropoda; Insecta; Hemiptera; Aphididae. The transcript is spliced from 11 exons. The record is from RefSeq and is a predicted model, not a curated record.